Penicillium samsonianum is the source of this 2007-nucleotide messenger RNA. RefSeq names its product MDR family MFS transporter. Gene Ontology annotation, molecular function: transmembrane transporter activity. NCBI's taxonomy places the organism in Eukaryota, Fungi, Ascomycota, Eurotiomycetes, Eurotiales, Aspergillaceae. Gene Ontology annotation, biological process: transmembrane transport. The transcript is spliced from 5 exons. The record is from RefSeq and is a predicted model, not a curated record. Bases 89 to 1789 code for a protein of 566 amino acids.
UCUUGCUCGACCUUUGCUGUUUACACCAUGAAAAGUUUUAGUUUUACCUAGUCAUUUGAAGAUUGUGACAAGUGUUACCUCUCCUGCCAUGGCUUCUCCUGACGACCACGUCCUUGAAAAGACGCCCUUCAACGCUGCUGAUAGUGCUGAUAGCACAUCAGCUCCAGAUUCCAAAGCGUCUGAAAACCCAGCAGACACAAGCACUGAAGCUGAGGCUGCACCGGAGCAGCAAUUUCCAGGCCCUUUCAAAUUUGCAUUAGUUACUUUUUCAUUAUGCCUAAUCAUCUUUGUUAUUACUUUGGACAGCACCGUCCUGGCAACAGCAGUCCCCGUGAUUUCCGACCAGUUCAAUUCCAUCAAAGACAUUGGUUGGUACAGUAGUGUGUAUUUUAUGACCACGUCCAUCACGCAGUUGCUGUAUGGAAAGCUCUAUACUUGGUACCCCAUUCAAUAUAUCUACACAGUGGCCAUGGUAUUUUUCUUGGCUGGCUCGGCCAUUUGUGGCGCGGCUCCAAACUCUCCAGCCCUGAUUGUCGGCCGUGCUGUGGCAGGAAUUGGAUGCUCGGGCUUGCUCGUUGGCACCUUUUCUCUUGUGCCUUUCAUUGCCCAUCCGUCAAAGGCCCCUUUGUUCAUGGGAUUGAUCGGUGGCACAAUGGGCAUUGGAUAUGCCACUGGACCAUUGAUUGGUGGCGCAUUCACCGAGCAUGUCACCUGGCGAUGGAAUUUCUACAUUAAUCUUCCAAUUGGCGCGUUCAGUUAUGGCAUUUUCCUGCUGUUUGUGCGCCCGCCCAAGCCCCAGACCAAGCCUCCUUCUCUGGUUGAAUUCUUCAAGGGAUUCGACUUCAUCGGCCUCAUUACCCUCACUGGAAGCGUCAUAUGUCUCCUUCUAGCGCUGCAAUGGGGUGGGGCUACCUACCCCUGGAAUAGUGGCAGGAUCAUCGCUCUGCUCGUCAUUUUUGCUUUACUGGGAAUUGCAUUCAUCGCUCUGGAGCUCUGGCAAGAUGAAAGGAGUAUGUUGCCUGCACGUGUCCUCAAACAACGCAGUGUAGCCGCCGCUUGUCUCUUCUGCUUCUGCUCAAGUGGUGCCUCAUUCUUGCUGCUUUAUUACAUUCCAAUUUGGUUCCAAGGAGCUCUAGGAACGAGUCCCUUCGGCUCUGGUGUGGACACCCUUCCUCUGGUCAUUGCCAAUGCUGUAUCAUCAUUGCUUGGUGGUAUUCUAAUCGGAAUGGUGGGGUACAUCUGGCCGUUCCUUGUUUUCUCCUCCACGUUCAUCUCCCUCGGAGCAGGUUUGUUCACCACAUUUUCGAUUAACAUCGGCACUGGAAAAUGGAUUGGGUACCAAAUCAUCUAUGGCUUGGGUAUGGGUCUUGCCGCUCAAACGCCCGUUAUGGUCGCCCAAAAUGUGCUUGAUUUGGCGGAUAUUCCGAUUGGAUCAGGUAUUGUGAUGUUUGUUCAGACUAUGGCAGGUGCAAUCCUCACUGCUGUUGCUCAAUCCCUCUUCAUCAAUCAUCUAGACCGAAACAUCGAAAAGACACAUGUCUCCGGUAUCGACACCAGUAAAAUCAUGAGCGGAGGUGUCACCACUCUGACCAAGGGGCUACACGGGGCAGACAAGACCACCAUCCUCAAUGCCUUUAAUAAGGCAAUGGUGGAUAUGUGGUUGUUGCCUCUGGCUUUAUGUUGCAUUAGUAUCAUUGGUGCUCUGACCGUUGAGCGACGUAAAAUUCGGGGGCACGAGAAGGAGACUAAGGAGGAGUCGGCGUCGGCGUCACCGUCAGUGGAGGCUUGAGGCUUGGCAUAGUAUAUUGGAUCAUACUGUUGGACUUGAGAUUGGUUUUGGAUAGUCAUUGAUGGUUGUUGGCGGAGUUUGUAUGGCUUGUCUGUAUCCCGCCCACGCUCUCUAGAGGGUUUCUUUUGUUUAUUUAUAUCUUGAAUCGUUUAAUAGUCACUUACACACAUGGUUUAUUGGGUUAAAAAUCUAAAGAAAAAAAAUUUGAUUUCAUAAAA